AGGGCCAGGAAGCGCGGAAGGAACCGCCGGGGGCCAUGGACGGAGCAGUGAUGGAAGGGCCGCUUUUUUUGCAGAGUCAGCGCUUUGGGACCAAGGUAGUCUGGCGCAUGGAUGCCGAACCUUAUCCGGGCUAGUAGUGGGUGGAGGAAGACCUGGGCCGUGCUCUACCCGGCCAGUCCCCACGGCGUAGCGCGGCUCGAGUUCUUUGACCAUAAGGGGUCGAGCUCUGGGGGUGGCCGAGGGAGCUCGCGCCGCCUGGACUGCAAAGUGAUCCGUCUGGCUGAGUGUGUGAGUGUGGCCCCCGUCACCGUGGAGACCCCCCCUGAGCCCGGCGCCACUGCCUUCCGCCUGGACACUGCUCAGCGCUCGCACCUGCUGGCGGCCGACGCGCCGUCCAGUGCAGCCUGGGUGCAGACGCUGUGCCGAAACGCCUUUCCGAAAGGCAGCUGGACUCUGGCGCCUACCGAUAACCCACCUAAGCUUUCUGCCCUGGAGAUGCUGGAGAACUCCUUGUACAGCCCUACCUGGGAAGGAUCCCAAUUCUGGGUAACGGUGCAGAGGACUGAGGCCGCCGAGCGCUGUGGCCUGCAUGGCUCCUACGUGCUGAGGGUGGAGGCUGAAAGGCUGACUCUCCUGACCGUGGGGGCCCAGAGUCAGAUACUGGAGCCACUCCUGUCCUGGCCCUACACUCUGUUGCGUCGCUAUGGCCGGGACAAGGUCAUGUUCUCUUUCGAGGCCGGCCGCCGCUGCCCCUCAGGCCCUGGAACCUUCACCUUCCAGACGGCACAGGGAAAUGACAUCUUCCAGGCAGUUGAGACUGCCAUCCACCGGCAGAAGGCCCAGGGAAAGGCCGGACAGGGGCACGAUGUUCUCAGAGCUGACUCCCAUGAAGGGGAGGUGGCAGAGGGGAAGUUGCCUUCCCCACCUGGCCCCCAAGAGCUCCUCGACAGUCCCCCAGCCCUGUAUGCUGAGCCCUUAGACUCCCUGCGCAUUGCUCCAUGCCCUUCCCAGGACUCCCUAUACUCAGACCCCUUGGACAGCACGUCUGCUCAGGCAGGAGAGGGAGUACAACGGAAGAAACCUCUCUAUUGGGACUUGUAUGAGCAUGCGCAGCAGCAGUUGCUGAAGGCCAAGCUGACAGACCCCAAAGAGGAUCCCAUCUAUGAUGAACCUGAGGGCCUGGCCCCAGUCCCUCCCCAGGGCCUUUAUGAUCUGCCUCGGGAGCCCAAGGAUGCAUGGUGGUGCCAAGCUCGGGUGAAGGAGGAGGGCUAUGAGCUCCCCUACAACCCUGCCACUGAUGACUACGCUGUGCCACCCCCUCGGAGCACAAAGCCCCUCCUUGCUCCCAAGCCCCAGGGCCCAGCCUUCCCUGAACCUGGUACUGCAACUGGCAGUGGCAUCAAAAGCCACAACUCAGCCCUGUACAGCCAGGUCCAGAAGAGCGGGGCCUCAGGGAGCUGGGACUGUGGGCUCUCUAGAGUAGGGACUGACAAGACUGGGGUCAAGUCAGAGGGCUCUACCUGAGAAGGACGGCAAGGCUGAGGUGGCUAAGGGGGACCAUGGGGAGGUGGCACUAGGGAUCAAAGAAGAUGGUUAGAACCAGCAGAAGCCAGAGGGUGGGAGGGGCCAUGCUGUGUGAGACCAGGGGACCAGAGGGAUGGGAGAGUCAAGGGAAGGACAAUCCCAGGAAGUCCUAAGAAGUGGGGCAGAUGGCAGGGCUGAGGAUGGGCUCUGCAUCCCCCAAAGCCAUCCCUUCCCUACUUCCCCAAAUGAAGGGACGGCUGUGGGACCAGGUCUGUGGAAAGUGGUGCAUGGUCAGAAUGGGUGCAGUUUGAGGGGCCUGUGUGGAGGCCUCAGGGAGAUGUUGGACUGUGCCUGGAUCCUUACUCCUGCAUUGUUCUUUGCCAGAGACCUAUUUAAAAAUUUUAAAAUUCUCAUUAAAGUCAGCUUGGGUUUAAGAA
Molecule: messenger RNA, 1961 nt
Organism: Homo sapiens (human)
Lineage: Eukaryota; Metazoa; Chordata; Mammalia; Primates; Hominidae
Gene: DOK1
Product: docking protein 1
Exons: 5
Coding region: 112-1524 (470 amino acids)
Biological process (GO): cell surface receptor signaling pathway
Cellular component (GO): perinuclear region of cytoplasm; nucleus; cytoplasm
Source: RefSeq, marked reviewed